UCAGAUUUUAAGAAGAUACAUUGUAGAGAUUGCUGGGUGUAACACUUUGUUGCUGUUCUAACUAGUUACGACCCUGACACGGGACGUUUUAUCCGGGUAGAAGAAAAGCAGUUGACUAUAGUUUUUAUUUUAUUAUAUUUUAAAACAGCUUGCUAACUUAGCUAUACACGUCGAUGUCUUCGAAUUCAAGUGUACAAUACAAGGGGAAAAGAAUGUCUCUUGUGGAGGAGCGAGAGAAGGCAACCCUCAGGCAGUGUGUGCAGGCGCGCUCUCAGCUGGAGGAGGCCAUCGGUGGGGUGACGAGGGCUGAGGCCCAGCUCAAGGACAACUCCAGAGAGGUGAAGUCCCAGCUUCACACCUGUAUCAGCAGACACCUGGAGUUUAUGCGUUCCCGUGAGGUGUGGCUGCUGGAGCAGAUUGACCUUGUGGAGCAGCUAAAGGGAGAGGCUCUGCAGACGCAGCUGCAUCAGCUUCACUGUCUCCGGGGCCAGUUUGACAUUCUCAUUCAUCAGCUAGAGAACUCCAACAGCAACAAUCUGGCCAACCAGCUCACCAGCUGCUUGGAAAAGUUAUCUUCCCUGAACUUGACUCCUGAGGAAACCCCUGAGAUGAGCUUCCAGGCUGACACUCGUUCCCUGCGUCAGGCCAUCACCUCCUUUGGAACCAUUGCCACCCAGCACAUGGAAGUAGGACCCGUGCUGAAUAUUGUUCCUCAAAAAUCGAAUACUAGUGAGCAAUCUUGGCUUCAGCAGAGCUGUCCAAUCGCAGCUAAGAAACAGAGUGCGACGUCUGUACCUCUUUCCGACUGGCUCCUUGGAAACCGUCCAGUUAUUACUACCCCAGUUGAAUACCAGCCAAGCAAGAACCCACAGGAUUGGUUGAUCCCCCGCAGCGAUAUUCAGUCAUCCUGCCCUAAGGCCCCCUUUGACUUCCACAAGUCCUGGGGCCACCUGAUGGACCUGGAGCUGUGGCUGCUGAAGGAGGAGACUCCCAUCAGAGAGAGAACCAACAGUAUCUGUAGCACCAGCAGCAGCUCAACCUUCUCCAUCGAGAAGAUUGAUGAGUCUGAGUUAGACAUGGCUCUUGAGGAGGAAGAGAGGGCAGAGAUGGAGAAACUGAGUGACUGGCUCAUCACCCCAGCUACUGUUGCCAAGGAGACCACCAGCGAGAGCUGCCAGGCCUCUGAUGUUGACAGGUGGAAGAAGGUCUUCAAGCCUUUCCAGGAGGGCUUCAACACCAGCGAUUGGCUGCUCAAAUCAGACUACGGCUCUUGCUGUGACAAGUCUGUGGAGAUUGAGAACCUGGGCAAAAUCUUGUGCCUGAAAACCACCCCCACCUCUGCCAACACACCCCAGACCCCCAACAUACCCCAGGUCUUCAAGCCUUUCCAGGAGGGCUUCAACACCAGCGAUUGGCUGCUCAAAUCAGACUGCGGCUCUUGCUGUGACAAGUCUGUGGAGAUUGAGAACCUGGGCAAAAUCUUGUGCCUGAAAACCACCCCCACCUCUGCCAACACACCCCAGACCCCCAACAUACCCCAGGUCUUCAAGCCUUUCCAAGAGGGCUUCAACACCAGCAAUUGGCUGCUCAAAUCAGACUGCGGCUCUUGCUGUGACAAGUCUGUGGAGAUUGAGAACCUGGGCAAAAUCUUGUGCCUGAAAACCACCCCCACCUCUGCUGUCACCACACCCCAGACACCCAGCCCUGUAGACAACUGGCUGCAGCAGGCCAUUCCAGUCCAGCAGUCCUGCAAAGCCAACGAGUCCUGCGCCAGCUUCUCCCAGUGUGUGUGUGAUGAGAACUGCGGCAAAGAGGCCCUCUCCACCUGGCUCCUCAAGAAGGAGGGUCGGGACAAGAACGGGGUCUCGGUGGACAAAAACAACCCCAGCAAGCAGUCCACCCUCUACCACCAAGAGCAAGAACAGAAGGUUCAGGGCAUCUUUGAGGCCUGGCUUUACCCUAGCAAGCCUGGCAAGACCAUAGGCCCCACAUCCCAAGCCUUAUCCCUCUCAGCCUGGGUGUCUCAACCAGCCUCCCAGGGGGAGGAGAAGGCCAGCAGGGUGGAACACAGCUCCCAGUUCAAAGCCCCCAAGUGGGAGAACCCCUUCAGCAUACCACUGCAUCCAGAGUGCUGGGUCUUACCUGAGAAGACUCACAGUAGCACUGCUGUCACAAAGGAGCAACCCAGCACAGAACCAGAGGAGGACAAGUGGCUUCUACGCAAGCGAGCCAAUGCUCAGGAGCGACUUGCCCCUCCCACAGUAUGUGAUCUAUUUUCCUGUAUGAAAAUCGGUGGAGACCAAGAGAAGUGGCUACACCAGGCACCUAUACAAAUGUAAAAGCUGUAACCAGUAGCUUUUUGAGGAGAUUUUUAGGAUUCUAUUGUGGAGCCACUUUAAUGCUGAUCGUCGCGCACAAUGUCUUGAUUAACUUUUUCCUCCAAUGCUCGUCUGGGUCUCUUCCCCCUUUUUUGAAUUUGUCUUCUAUAAUCAUAGCGUUCUCAAUGUCAAGCUAGCAAGAUGGGCACUUGGAUCUAAAGCUAACUAACAAUGUGAUUUUUGAUAAUCUAAUCUCGAGAAAGUACCAGCUCAAUACAUUAAUGUUUGGUUUGAAGGAGGUGAGAUUUUUAUUUUAAGAAACCCUUUUUAUGGAAUGCGGUAAAGAGUUGUCACGCAUACAUCACUAGUGCUGUUCACAGAAUUCCAUCAGUCUGUGACUAUGCACUGUGGGUAUAUCUAGUCGCCCCCCCCCAUACUCAAAUAAGACUAUCAGGUAAUUUAAGCUACACUUUGAUUUCUAUUUCCUAGUAUAUGUUUUCUUCCGAUCUGGUGAAAUCUUAUUGUCUUAAACACCAGUAUAGCUUUCUCUUCAAUGGCUUCAAAAUAGUCAUCUGAAUUACAAGCUUAACCUAAAGGUGUUCUCCAUGACCAAUACAUCUUCCUUUAUCGCACUACCAUAACUCUGUAGUUCUGGUUUAUGUGCCUCAAGUUUGCUUCAUUGUAUUUAGUGGAUACGUUGUGAGAAGUGUUUGUUUUCCUGUCCGGUAUCACCUGUGUUGAUUGUAUCACUGCCGUGCAAGAGUUGAUUGUUUUCAUGUUGCAAAUAUGGAAGCUGAAAAUGUUUUGCCCAAUAUAGUAAUUCAAUUCCAUUUAAAUGACUUUCGAUUGGCUGAAUCAAACGACUACUGCGUAAUUACGGUAGAACCGAUCAAAAAUAACACCUUGUAUUGAUAACCACUGAUAUGUCUUUCUGCAUAUUACCUCUGUAGAUGUCUCUCCAUAGUGGGUAAACCCAAAGGUAUUUGUACAAGGCUCUGGAAGUGCAAUGGGGAGUUGGGUAGGAGAGGAGAAACACAAUGGUGCUUGAUGAAUGCUUCUAAUGGUUUUUUUUUUCCCCUGUUAAUUUUUAACAUAUUACCAUGAAGUACUAUCCAUAUGAUCGCUUAUCUAACUUUCUCUGUUGUACCUGUACCAUAUUUAACUCUUAAUAAAAACAACACCUUGA
Molecule: messenger RNA, 3504 nt
Organism: Oncorhynchus keta (chum salmon)
Lineage: Eukaryota; Metazoa; Chordata; Actinopteri; Salmoniformes; Salmonidae
Gene: ncoa4
Product: nuclear receptor coactivator 4
Exons: 10
Coding region: 174-2339 (721 amino acids)
Biological process (GO): intracellular iron ion homeostasis; response to hormone
Molecular function (GO): transcription coactivator activity
Source: RefSeq, a predicted model, not a curated record